This is a messenger RNA of Cajanus cajan (pigeon pea), 927 nucleotides long. Its product is annotated as small nuclear ribonucleoprotein SmD1b. NCBI's taxonomy places the organism in Eukaryota, Viridiplantae, Streptophyta, Magnoliopsida, Fabales, Fabaceae. Gene Ontology annotation, molecular function: RNA binding. Gene Ontology annotation, biological process: RNA processing; spliceosomal snRNP assembly. The record is from RefSeq and is a predicted model, not a curated record.
AUAGUAACAUGAAGACAAUUAAUUUGUAGUUGAUUGGAAAUUCAAAAUCUGAAAAUUAUCCCCUUAAGACCUUAAGGCUUCUUCUUCUCCUCAUUUCUCAGUCUCACCCUAAUUUUUGCCCUAAAACCCUGUCUGCCGUCGCGGUGGCCGCCCAAGAAAGAAAGUAGAGUAGUUAACCGAGUGCUCACCCCCAAUUCACCAUGAAGCUUGUCAGGUUUUUAAUGAAGUUGAACAACGAAACCGUCUCGAUUGAACUCAAGAAUGGCACUAUUGUCCAUGGCACCAUUACAGGUGUUGAUAUCAGUAUGAACACACAUUUGAAAGCAGUUAAACUAACUCUGAAAGGGAAAAAUCCAGUGACUCUGGAUCAUCUCAGUGUGAGGGGUAACAACAUCCGGUACUAUAUUCUUCCUGACAGCCUGAAUCUUGAGACCUUGCUUGUUGAAGAAACACCUAGGAUUAAACCCAAGAAACCAACUGAUGGGAAACCUUUGGGCCGUGGACGAGGACGGGGCCGCGGGCGUGGUCGUGGUCGUGGCCGUUGAGUUGCAUUUUUCUUCAUUUUUGUGGCAUGUGGUUGUAAGCUAUGUAACAAGAAUUUCUAGGUGGUUUCAGGAACUUCUGAGCAGCAUAACUAUUAAUUUAUUCCUGCUAUUUUCUUGCAAGAGCUUUCAUGUUUUUGUGUACAACCACCUUCAUGCAUAAACCGAUGUAACAUGAAUUAUUUAUUGUCUUAUAGUUGUUAAUGUGGAACCGACUGUUGAGCAGUAUGACAAACGCGGCUCCUUAUUGGUUAUUAUUAGUUAUACAUAACAGUAAAUAGGCCCAAUAGUUUCCUAGUGAGUUUGAACUAGAUGAUGGAUUUCCUGAUGACACAGAUUCUUAUGUUUAUUUACAUGUAUGAAUGACAAUUUCUUAAACGUCUUA